UCUUGGUAAAUGUAACUUUCAAAAAUGUAGAAAUCAGAGCAAAGAAAGUAUUUAUUCGAAUGUGAAGCUGGGCCAUUUCUAGGAAACAUGAGUUUGCAUACUAAUUCAAGUAUCACGGCAGCAUCUCACAGAUUUCUACAAAUUCACAAAUGUGGGUUCCGAUUACGAUUCAUCUAACGUAGUUUCAACAUCUUCCGGUACAAUUUAAAUGUGUAUUAUUCCCGAUCUAUAAAACGAUCAUGGUUUUGAUCGUAUAAAAAUAAAAUUUACAUCAUGCAUGCACAGGAAUGUGAUAAAACUGAAAUCUACAGUCAGCAUUGUUAUCGCAUCAUCGCAAAAAUAUGCAGGGUGCUGCACUCGGCAAAAGAUUAUUGGAUACGAAAGAAACGCUGCACCUUAUUUAACCGAUCGGUGAACGUUCCUACGUAAAUGUCACGGGCGGUGUUUGGAACGGAUUUAAUGUGAGAAACGAAACGCUCGACAAGAAACCGCAGGAUCAGUGAUGAGGAAAUUGUAUUGAGAAAGAUCAAUUCGCAAACUCACAAAAUGGGAUCGAAGAUAGAAUACGUGGAAUCCUCGCACAUGUACGCGACGAAUUACAUUCGUAAUUCGAAGGCGAUCGGCGUUCUCUGGGGUAUAUUUACCAUAUGCUAUGCCAUAAUCGGGGUUGUGGCGUUUGUCACGCCAGAAUGGUUGGGUGACUUGGAACACGAGAAUCCUGGAAGAUUCGGUCUGUGGACUAGAUGCAGCUACGGUGGAAAUGGUGAAUUGGGCGAAGAAUGUAUCGGCAGAGUAGACGAUUUAUCAACGAUCGCUAACGUUCCUUUCAGAGUAAGCACCAUUCUAGUCGGCAUCGCGGUGAUAAUCGCUCUAUUGACGAUCUGCGCGAUGCUUCUAUUUUUCUUCUGUCAGAGUACAACCGUGUUCUACCUUUGUGCCUGGAUGCAAGUGGUGUCAGCUAUAUCGAUGGCCAUCGGAGUUUGCAUCUAUCCUCUAGGCUGGGAUUCACCGUUAAUUCGAGCCGUUUGCGGUGCAGCUGCAUCCAGAUACAAUCCGGGAGCGUGCGCCGUUAGAUGGGCAAUACCGUUAGCAGCGAUCGCUGCUUUGGACGCUGCCACCUUGGCAGCUCUUGCCUUUAUUUUGGCGUCGAGGCACGUUAGACUACAGCCAGAGCCUUUUAACAAUGGUUCAUUGUACAAAGGCGAAGUAAAUCCAGGAUACGUGAACGAAGCCCAGAGCGUAGCAGGUUCACGGAAGUCCCUGUCCCUGAGACCGGUUCUCCUGGUUGCUCCACCAGAACAGGAUCGCUACAGCGAGCUCUCUAGAGCGAAGUCUCACUCUCAUCACAGCCUGUACACGCCAGCUCCUUCGCAUCCAGCUCAUACGAUGUCGACGAACACCUUGAAUCAUUCUCAACACAAUUUCCAGUUGUAGGGGAAGCUAUAUCCUUGUAUAUAGAGAAUCAUAUCUCGUUGUUGCAAACGUCCCGACGAAUUUAUUGAUAUUAUUAUAAUAGACUAGGAGAGACGAGGAGGCACACUGUACAUAAGAGAAUCUCAAUAUUAUUUUUCUUUAUAUACCAACGUUUUUACUUUUUUCUAAUUUCGGAUCGAUAACUAUUAAUACGAAUAGCCUGGAAAGAAUCGUACCAGGUGAUUUUGUACAUAUCUAGCCCGUUAACUUUUUACCGUGUAUAUUCGUUGUACGUAACUGAAGUUAGUCUUACAUCUAUGCUGUAUCAUAUAUAUUAUUAUAAAUUUAUCGUUUUUUAUCUAUACAUACAUUCCGCUAAUAUGUCGACUACUUAGGGACUCACAAAACUUCGUAGAUUCAUUUCAAUUUUAUUAGAAACAAGUAACAUAAAGUAUUAUCUUACAGAACGAGGAGAAUCUUACAUAGCGAAUAAAAAAUUAUGUAUCGCCGAAUAAAGACGAGACAACGAACAUCA
This is a messenger RNA of Megachile rotundata (alfalfa leafcutting bee), 1948 nucleotides long. It is a transcript of the gene Lhfpl, whose product is annotated as LHFPL tetraspan subfamily member 5 protein. NCBI's taxonomy places the organism in Eukaryota, Metazoa, Arthropoda, Insecta, Hymenoptera, Megachilidae. The record is from RefSeq and is a predicted model, not a curated record. Gene Ontology annotation, biological process: sensory perception of sound. Gene Ontology annotation, cellular component: plasma membrane.